AUGAUCGCAACGACAAGCUCUUCAUUCGGAGCAUCGCCUUCUUACUUCCACCCCGUUUCCCAAGCGGCGCAACAGCCAUCAGUCGACGGGGAGGAUACUUCAUCUCAUGCAAACCCCCUUCCAAACCAACCUGCCAUAGGGGUGAAGAACAAGCUCAAUCGCUUUCUUAGUCGACACAUUACCACCCGGCAAGUUGACAAGAAAGCUGUGCCGGUGCAACAUCAGCAUCAGCAGACACAGGUAGAUCCGACACCGCCGCCAUCCCGACAGCAGCAGCAAACACAAAGACCCAUGCCGAUGCAACCCCCGAUGCGCCAUCGUCUCCAACUCCACAAUCCCCAGAACACGCUUCGGGCAUGGCCAGCCCCCCCUGUCGCCCACAUUCAGACUCAGGGUUACACUGACAACGGUCGUCUCGUUGCACCGCUGCCAGGGCUCGACGAAAACUCGCAGCUGCAGCUGCCGCCAGCGACAAGCCGACCCGCGACUGCCACAGGUCCAGUACCGGCAGCGGCGCAAAGUCUUGGUGUCGGUACCCCGUCGUCAUUAAGUGCUGCACCUGCGGCAGACGAGACAGGGCUGCUGAACCGGCUUAUGCGACGACGAUUGGCUUCCAAGGACAAGGACUCUCAGAAUAAGAAGACGUCGAUUUCCGCCGGCAGCGAUAACAUAGAUUCGUCCGUGGUACUCGAUCAGCAGAGGACCACGGAGCAGUGCGAGACGCAGACACGGCCUUUACUGAUGAACCCGCUCAUGUUGAACCCGUCGCACCCAACACCUGCCGAAAGUGAGACUGUCUUGGAUGCGCGAAGAGGCUCUUUGAAGUCCUCGGUGCCCCGAUUCAUACGUCCAGUUACACUAUCACAGCAAGUACCGACGAACGCGACCCAGACUGCCGGCGUCGCCAACCCGUCCAAGCCCAAGUCGCCUCCCCAACAGCAGUCAACCAUGCAGGCCUCGAGUUCCAAUGCGCCGACGCAGCUCAAGUCGCGAUCCAAACCGAGUUUCGGAAAGAGGUUCUGGUCGAGAUCCGGCGCCAAUGAUUUUGGAGAUGAUAACGUGACCACUACCGAGACACCGGCAACAGCCUCGGCGCCGCGAACGGCCUAUGUUCCCAAACACGCCGCGGCUGACUUUUCGCGCACGACUUACACAAAUACGUCGCGCCACAGUCGCCAUAGCUUCUCCUUUGGCAGCGACCCGGGUGACGGCGCUCAAGCUCUGGCCACAAUAACGGCCGCCGCCGCCGCCAGGGUAAAUGAGCCGGAGCAGUCUCUGGUGAGGCAACGGACGCCAUCCGCAGAGACUGCCGAGAAGCGCAGGUCACGCGACAUGUCGAUUUCCAAGUAUGAGGCGCCGCCUCCCCACGAACUGCACCGGCGUCUCGAGAUCGUUAAGAGCAGCGAAAUUGAAGUGGUGACCACUAGAGAACCGGUCGCGGUCGACCCCUGGCAGCAACAGCACAACUUGUUGCAAAAUACUUCAAAUACGUCGUCGACGAACGGCAAGGCUCCUGCAAGACCCCAUGCUCCUCGGCCGUUGUCAUCCAAACGACACAGCUUCAAUCUUGUAUCGGACCCUUACGCCAGAGACCUCACACCGCCAAAGUCAAUUUCCCCAGUCGAGAUGGAAGCGCCAUUUGACCCGCCAAGCCAGCCAGAGCAGCAGCAGGAGCCGCCAUCGGCACCGCCACGGCCCAUCUCGUCUCACAGUCGUCCGCAGUCUGGACAAGAGACUCCAUCUCAAGAGGCUGGUAGCCGCGAACCGACGGAUUACGAACGUUUCGUGGCAGACGCUGAAGUUGCCGAACGCGAAUAUCACGCGCAAAUGUGGCGGAACCUCGCACGACGUUCCGGGCACUACGGUUAUAGCGACAACCCUUGGAGCGCGGCUCGACAGGGCGAUGCUCCUACUGCGCAACGCAACAGUGUUAACAACAAGCGAAGCAGCGCGCAGUACUCGACGGGGGCUGGCAAGCGUGCAAGCAUGAUGUCGUUUGGCGCGGCAGACGAUGAGCGCAACUUGAUUUCGGCAAGCUUUUACGGCGAGGCGCCACGCAAGCCGAGUCUCUCUCACAGCGCUAGUGUGGGGGCAGAUGGGAAAAGGGGGCUUCGACACCAGGGGAGCGUAUCGAAGAGGAUCUCGGACUACAUUAAGCCACCAAAGCCAUCUCAGGAAGCCACUUACGAAGAUUGGCCCUCUGGUCGAGCCAACCGACGCAGUGUCAUUGCUGGGAUAUCUGAAUAA
Molecule: messenger RNA, 2247 nt
Organism: Colletotrichum godetiae
Lineage: Eukaryota; Fungi; Ascomycota; Sordariomycetes; Glomerellales; Glomerellaceae
Exons: 1
Coding region: 1-2247 (748 amino acids)
Source: RefSeq, a predicted model, not a curated record